GGAAUAUUUUUAGAAUCCAUAGGUAAUUAUGAAGGGUGUUUCAUAGAAUUAGAAAAGGCAUUGUUCAAGAAUUAUCCACUAUCUUCUUCGCUACUCUCCCCCAAACCAAAAUUUGACUGUAAUGGCUUUGAGAAUUAAUUUUCUAUUCUAAAUUGUGGUCCAAACCUAGAUCCAAGUUUCUGAAAUCGAGACAGAAGAAGCAAUGGUGUACCUAUUUUUCCCUUAUUUAUCUGCUAUCCGCUGUCCAUAUAGAAAGCUUGCGUCUCUCUCUAAGGCGCAAGGCGCGGCUGGGCGAACGCCUAAUCAUUUGAGAGGUACGCCUGCGCUUUCCAUUUCCGCCCCGUCCUAAGACUCGCCCCAAUAUCGCCUGCUUUAUAUUUUUGGGGCCUUAAAUAUUUGGGGGCCUAAGGCAAGAGCCCUAGAGCCGCCCUCUUGGUGAGGAAAUGAUGCAAAAUAGAGCUUCUUCUGGAGCUUGUCCAGAAGACGUGAAGAAAAUCUCUUCUUCUGAACCUGAAAGUGGAAUUUCAAAUAACAAGAGGACUGUAUUCAGUGGAGGGGAAGAGGGCAUUGAACAUCUUUCAGUUGCAAAUUCAAGGAGAUCCAUCAUAGAUAUGGAUAAUGAAGAUGCUAUAUGUAAGCGCACUAGAGCGAGGUACUCACUUGCUAGCCGUACACUUGAUGAACUUGAGACAUUUCUUCAAGAAACAGAUGACGAGGAUGAUCUUCAGAAUGCAAACGACUAUCAAGAGUACAGGAGGUUUCUUGCAGCUGUUUUACUCAUUGGAGAUGGAAAUUCUGGAAAUGUACAAGAGAAUGAAAAUGUUGAUGAUGAAGAUGAAGACAACGAUGCAGAUUUUGAGCUUGAAAUUGAGGAGGCAUUGGAGAGUGACAUUGAUGAACACGUGAAGGGUGAUGUUGAAGAGGAGUACGAGGCUGUUAGUCGAAGACCUAAGACUAGGCAAACUAGGCGCCAAAGAGCUUCUCUUGAGAAUAAGAAGAAGGUUUUAGGGCUGUCAAAUAGGCCACUACGCUCUUUGUUACCAUAUCUGCCCAUUUCUCCUUACUCUGGACAUGGUGCAAAAAGCAUGACGAUGCCAAGAUGUUCUCUAGCUUCACUCAGUCUGUCGCCUGCGAAUGAUGGCUUUAUCAAUGGAUUUACAGCCCAUCAGAUAGGACAAUUACAUUGUUUGAUACAAGAGCAUGUUCAACUUCUUAUUCAGGUUUUUGCGGUUUGUGUUCUUGAGCCGGCCAGACGGCACAUUGCUUCUGAUGUUCGGGAAUUGAUAUCACAAAUGCUUCAUAAACGUGAUGAAGUAUUAGCAAGUAGGAGUGUGCCAUAUCCCAGUUUUUGCUUCUUCCCAUAUGUUCAUCCCUCAGUGUCUGAUGAACCUUCGAAGAUUUCGCCUGCCCAAAUCACCAACAAAAUGUCUUUAGCACAUGUUUCGCAGGGAGACUGCUCAUCUAGACUUAACAUGGUGCAGCCUUCUGAUGGGAUUUCCCCUUCAAGAGGAAGACAUGAUGCUUUUAAUCAAGUGGGAUGCCCUGUAGGCUCCUGGGUACCUUAUAUUAAUGGUCCAAUACUAUCUGUUCUUGAUGUGGCUCCGAUCAAAUUAGUCAAGGACUUCAUGAAUGACGUUUCUCAUGCUAUGCAAGAUUACCAACACCGGCAAGUAGGAGGUAUGGAUGAUAUCUUCUCCGAGAAGGAACCCUUGUUUCCUGUGCAAAAUAUUCAUUUUACUGCUGAACCUGAUGUUCAGGCUUCCUUGUAUUCAAAUGUUGUGCCUCCUCCUUCAUCAAGUUUUCGAACAUCAAAGAAGACUAUGGCUGCUGUAUUAGUAGAAAAAGCUAAAAAACAGGCAGCUGCUCCUGUUCCAAAGGAGAUUGCUAAGUUAGCCCAGCGCUUCUUUCCUUUGUUUAAUCCUGCCUUGUAUCCCCAUAAGCCACCCCCUGCAGCGGUAGCAAACCGGGUGCUUUUUACUGAUGCAGAGGAUGAAUUAUUAGCAUUGGGUUUGAUGGAGUAUAAUACAGACUGGAGGGCAAUUCAGCAGCGCUAUCUUCCUUGCAAAUCUAAGCAUCAGAUUUUUGUCAGGCAGAAGAAUCGCUCAUCAUCUAAAGCACCUGAAAAUCUAAUAAAGGCUGUUCGGAGGAUAAAAAACUCUCCGUUGACAGCAGAAGAGGUUGCACGUAUUGAAGAGGGUCUGAAGGUGUUCAAGCUUGACUGGAUGUCAGUGUGGAAGUUUAUUGUUCCUUAUAGAGAUCCUUCCUUGUUACCCCGGCAGUGGCGCAUUGCUAUUGGAACUCAGAAAUCGUAUAAAUCUGAUGCUAGUAAGAAGGCAAAACGCCGGUUAUAUGAAGAGAGAAGAAAAGCAAAAGCUGCUGCUUUGGAAACUUGGCAUGUUUCUUCCGAAAAGGAGGAUAAUGUUGCUGACUAUGCUGUAACAGAAAAUAGUGGUGCAGAUAAUUGUACAGAAGGAGAUGAGGAAGCUUACGUUCAUGAGGCCUUUUUGGCAGAUUGGAGGCCUGCUGUAUCCAGCAUCCAAGUGAAUCAUUUUAUGUCAGACCUGGCAGAGAAAAUUCCUCCUGCUCAGCUAUUGAGAGAUGAGAGUUCUCCAGUUGCUGAAGAGAUGAAUAGCAGUCGUUCUGGAAAUGGGCAAUCGCACAUCUCUAACGAGUUCCCUGCUUCUCUGAGGGCCUCAGAAACCGAGUCCUUUUCGCGGCCAUACGAAGCCCGUAAAUUUAACAAUGGACAAUUAGUCAAAUUAGCUCCGGGCCUGCCUCCUGUUAAUCUUCCACCAUCUGUUCGAGUAAUAUCUCAGUCAGCUUUUAAAAGCUAUCAUGGUGGAACGUAUCCAAGGGCUUUUGGUGGGGAUAUUUGUACGGGUGAUACUGUGACAGACAACACAGUCCCAAAAAUUGCAAGUGCUGCAAAGAAUUAUUUUGUGAAAGAUGGACCGUUUAGCAUUAGUGAUGGGAGGAACACUAUAAGUAAUCAGAAUCUACAGGAAACCAGUGUGUCAAAGGAUAAUAAGAAUGUUACUGAAGGAAAAGAUGAUUCAGGUCUACGGAUGCAUCCUUUGCUCUUCCGGGCCCCUGAAGAUGGCCCUUUGCCAUAUUAUCAGUCUAACUCUAGUUUUAGUACAUCCAGUUCGUUCAGUUUCUUUUCGGGUUGUCAACCUCAACUAAAUCUUAGCCUCUUUCAUCAUCCACGCCAAUUAGCCCAUACUGUUAACUUUCUUGACAAGUCUUCUAAGCUCAGGGAUAAAACUUCAAUAUCAUCUGGUUUUGACUUUCAUCCUCUUCUGCAAAGAAAUGAUGAUGCAAGUUGUGACUUGGAAGCUGCAUCCUCUGCUGCACCAACCUUAUGUAUCUCAGAGUCAUCAAAAGGAAGGUGCAUUCAAGUUCAGAAUGCUGUCGAUAGUAGUUCAAAUGUUGCCUGUUCUAUACCCUCUAGCCCUGUGGGAAAAAGCAAUGAGGUUGACUUGGAGAUGCACUUGAGUUUCACGUCCAGAAAGCAGAAAGCCAUGGGAAGCAGAGGAGUGGCUGACCAUUAUAUGGGAAGAUCACCUACUAGUGCUUCAGAUUCUGGAGAUCAAAAUCAUCAAAUCAAUAGAACUCCAAAUAGAACCACGCAACACCAUGAUUCAGGUGCUACCGCAAUGAUUUUAUUCAGCGACCAAGAAAAUGGAAAUGACGUUGAUUAUAUGGCAGACCAGUCUCUUGCAGAAAUUGUGAUGGAGCAGGAAGAGUUAAGUGACUCAGAGGAAGAAAUACGAGAAGAUGUAGAGUUUGAGUGCGAAGAGAUGGAGGACUCAGAAGGAGAGGAGAUAUUUGAAUCCGAGGAGAUAAUUUAUGAUAAAAAUGAGGUGAAACUGAACUUAAAAUUGUCUCACAAUGCUGCUUGACAAAACAUGUAUUUAAGAUGAGCAAGCAGUAUUUAGCCAAUGUAUCCCUGAAGAUAAAUGUGAAGGUUGGAGGAAGAAAUACUGUGCUGGUUGAUGCGCUCUCUAGACGAAUUCCCCUUGUCAGCGACCGCCCAACUAUCAUUUUUGGUGCAGAUGUCACCCAUCCCCACCCUGGGGAGGAUUCUAGCCCGUCAAUUGCUGCGGUGGCUGCUUCUCAAGAUUGGCCUGAGAUUACGAAGUAUGCUGGUUUGGUUUCUGCUCAAGCGCCUAGGCAAGAGCUUAUACAAGAUCUGUACAAGACCUGGCAAGAUCCAGUUAGAGGACCUGUGACUAGUGGCAUGAUAAAGGAAUUGCUUAUUUCCUUCCGUUGAGCAACUGCACAGAAGCCUCAGAGAAUUAUAUUCUACAGAGAUGGUGUUAGUGAAGGACAAUUUUAUCAAGUUCUUCUUUUUGAACUUGAUGCAAUCCGCAAGAAGGUAUGAAUUGACUUGAACCCAAUUCAGGCAUGUGCAUCUUUAGAACCCAACUAUCAGCCCCCAGUUACAUUUGUUGUGGUUCAGAAACGUCAUCAUACAAGGUUGUUUGCCAAUAACCACCACGACAGAAAUGCAGUUGAUCGGAGUGGGAACAUUUUGCCUGAUUCAAAGAUGUGCCACCCUACUGAAUUUGAUUUCUAUCUCUGUAGCCAUGCCGGCAUUCAGGGUACUAGCCGCUCAGCUCAUUAUCAUGUUCUGUGGGAUGAGAACAAUUUUACUGCUGACGCCCUGCAGUCUUUGACUAACAAUCUCUGCUAUACAUAUGCUAGGUGUACUCGUUCUGUCUCCAUUGCCUAUUAUGCACAUUUGGCAGCUUUCCGUGCUCGCUUUUACAUGGAGCCAGAGACAUCUGACAGUGGAUCAGUCACAAGCGCAG
Nicotiana tabacum (common tobacco) is the source of this 4814-nucleotide messenger RNA. NCBI's taxonomy places the organism in Eukaryota, Viridiplantae, Streptophyta, Magnoliopsida, Solanales, Solanaceae. The record is from RefSeq and is a predicted model, not a curated record.